Molecule: messenger RNA, 636 nt
Organism: Paraglomus occultum
Lineage: Eukaryota; Fungi; Glomeromycota; Glomeromycetes; Paraglomerales; Paraglomeraceae
Source: the annotation of a GenBank genome assembly
AAACUUUGGAAAAGAGUACAGAGAUUGUGCACAGUUAGUGAAUCGAUGAUACAAAAGAUGGAUGGGAAAAUAUUCUUGGACCUACGUAGCAGUAUUGUGGACAUGCUACUCACCGACAGCUACAGAUGGAAGCUCGACGAUGACGUGAAGCACAAACUCUUUAAGCACCUUGUCGAUACUGCUGUCAAGGGGAAGCGAGACUUUCCAGAGAGCGAGCUGGUUGCGGGAAUAUUUAUCACGGGGUCAAGUAUUCUCGGUGCAGCCGUCAAGGCUCCACGUAUCAGGACGAAAAAUCUCAUCAGUAUCAUUUUUUGUGAAGUGGUGGCAAUAUAUGGUGUCAUUAUGGCGAUAGUGUUUUCUGCUAAGCUGCAAUAUAUAACGGACGUUGAACUUGAUCACGUUGCAAAUCGAUUUACUGGGUAUUCGCUAUUUUGGGCAGGAGUAACUGUCGGAUUUUGCAACUUGUUCUGUGGUAUUGCUGUGGGUAUCACUGGUUCCUCGGCUGCGUUGGCUGAUGCUCAGGAUGCCGCUCUAUUUGUAAAGAUUUUGGUUGUGGAGAUUUUUGGAAGUGUCUUGGGUUUAUUCGGAUUGAUCGUUGGGUUAUUGAUGAUCGGAAAGGCUCAAGAAUUUGCUUAA